Molecule: messenger RNA, 9043 nt
Organism: Dermacentor albipictus
Lineage: Eukaryota; Metazoa; Arthropoda; Arachnida; Ixodida; Ixodidae
Source: RefSeq, a predicted model, not a curated record
CAGAAGAAGAAGUCACAGGCGGGGCAGCGAACGUAGACGCGUGCCUCGCCGCCCAAAGUCAUGGACACGACCGCAGAGGCCCGCGCCGACUGCCCAGAAAAUGAAGGACGGAGGCGCUCUAACUGUUCGCACGUCAAAGGCCACGUAUUGAAAGCCGUGCUAGGCGUCGCAGCCGUGGUGUCAUCAAUAUCAGGCUUCCGAGCACUAAAGCACGGAAAGUGGAGCAACUUUUCCGACUCGGCGACAUCGGCGGCGGCGCAACGUGGCUUCACAAGCCAAGCACAAUUGGACUCAAACGCGAGGACAUUCCUGUGCGUGGCAUCUCUGAGGACAUCGUAUGCGGCCCAGAUCCCCAGCAACUUUUGCACUUACCUGGUCUACACCGACGUCUACUUCAAUCCGCGGGCGGACUCUUUUAGCCCUGUGAACGAGGCGACUCUGUCGGCGUUCGAGAAUGCAUCGAGCAGCACGGGUGCGCGCGUACUGGCGGCCGUGGGGAGCCCCUCGCUGCCAGAGCUCGCCCAGUCGGCUUCGCUGGUUCGCCGCGUCGGCGAGGCUGCCACCCGCUGGCUGGUCGCCAGGGGAUUCUGCGGCCUCGCGUUCGUCAACCUCCGCACCACCACAGACAAGCUCGAAGAACUGGCCGGGCCAUUGGAGGAGCUACAAAGCAUGCUGAGUUCAUCCAAGCUGGAAAUCGCCCUCUCUAUUUCACUGAGGGACUGGCUGUCGCCGAGUGCCAUGAUCUCGACGAGGCUUUACUCGAUAGCGCAGCACGUAAAUCUGCUCGUUCUUCAAACGCACUACUUCAAGGAGGAGUCGAAAUGCAAGACUGGCUUCCCUACCGUUUAUUCCGCGAGCCGAGAAGAACCUGUGACAGUGCCUAUCACGAGCGCCCUCGGCUGGAUAAACACGCUGAAAGAAGAUUUCAAAGUGCAUGCCAGCGUCUGCUUCUCUCUGAGCCUAGGAGUGCUUGUCUUCACGGGAGCAUCGACGAUACCGUCGGAGUGCCGAGGCGUUCGCCAAAGAGGCUACCACACGGUGUGCGACGACAAGCGGUGGGAGAGGGUUCUGCCAUUCAGCCCGCACGGUGGUGCCUCUAUCAGCAGGAAAAACGACGAGCUAGCUGCUUACGAAGAAGCCACCAUCGGUGCUAAAAAGGUAAACACGGCGAUCCAGAAGACGGCGUCAGCCUGCAUAGCUGUUUUCGACGUUGACAUGGAUGACUACGAAGGCGUCUGCGGCGCUCCUUUUGCGAGGCUCCAUUCUCUGCACAGAGCGAUAUCGCUCCACGAGACAAGAGAAGAGCUUAAUCGCACCACAAGCGCACAUGUUCCGAUGCCGGAACUUGGGCCCCAGCCAAAGAAGUGCGGUCCGCGAAAGGGAGACAGACGGCCGCUGCUGUGCAUCCUGUCGGAGCGGACCGACCGUCGGCGGACCGUGUCCCGAGAGCUCUGCACCCAUUUCGUCUACUCGCUGCGACACAUGGAGUACGCCGCCGCCCUGCGAUCUCUCUCGUCAGCCGUGAUUGAGGACUUCUCGGGCGCGGACGUCCCGCUGCUGGUGGCGCUGGACGAGCGCGCGCUGGAGCGCGUUCCCAGCCACGAGCUGGCGCAGCAGACGUCGGCGCUGUUCCGCCGCUACGGGCUGCUCGGGCUGGCGCUGCUCUACGUGGCGAUGCCCGUCGUCGACGCGGCGCUGCUGCCGGCACUCGUGAUGCUUCACACUACUUACAAGGAGGACGACCUGUGUCUUCUGUUCAGCGUUCAAGUGCUGACCGAUGCUGAUGACACCGCAGUCAUUGUUCCGAGCAUCAGACAAAUAGCUAGAUUCACCGACAUGAUCGUGCUCAACUCGCACUACCCGGGAUUCGUCGGUCCCUGCCGGGUCAUGCCCGCGUCGACACUUCACGAGGAAAGGAGGACAUGCAUACCAACCUUGCCAAUGGACACGGCUGCUGAAUGGUUGAGACAGGUCGAAGAGCAAAAUCCGCAGGGGCCGUUGUUGUUCGUGUCCGUAGACAUGAGAGCCUAUCGGUACCGCGUCUACCAACGCCCUGCUUUGGAGGCGUCCUGCAACCUAGAGGAGCACGUCGAAUACUCGCAGGUCUGUAACACGACCGGCUGGAGACAGUUAGAGGUCCCCGCGACUGCGACCACCGUCACUGUCAAGGGCAGCGAAGUUCUGUCUUUUGAGACGCCGGAGUCGAUGAUGACUGCGGCACUGACUGUUCGGAGGGCCUCACGAAGCGGCUCCGUGGCCGUCUUCAACGCGGACUUCGAGGACUGGCGGGGAAGCUGUCACGGAAAGCCGUAUCCGCGUCUGACAGCGCUGCAGCAGGCACUGGACAGCGCCGAAAUUGAUCUACCAGUCACUGUAGAACAAGGAAGCGGAAACAGAAGCCGCGAAUUGGUCUUUGAGGACGACGAGACAGCUAUUGGCAGGCCACUGGUGUGCGUGGUGUCCGGUGAACUGUACGACAACAGUCAAGUGCCGGACCGGCUGUGCACGCACAUUGUCCACCCUGGGCUCUCCAUCGACUUGAGGGAGCGGACAGUGUUCCUUUCUGAUCGUGCCCUUAGGCUGGCCUGGUCCCUCAAGCACGCUCGCCAUCUGGCAGCCCUUGUCGGCGAUGGCUCGUCAACCCUCGUGGCUCACUUGGAGCGGUCGGGUCCACGUGCGGCGGCGUAUGUUGCGCUGCAGGCGGCCGGCUUCCUGCGUAGGCACGCGCUGCACGGUCUCGCUCUGCUGCAUCUGGCACGGACCACGAUCGCGCUCGUCAAGUUCGCCCAAAUCUUUCACGCAAUGCGGUCCGUGUUUCAAGCAGAUCUACAAAUAAUGCUCAGCGUCGAAGUUUUAGACAUACACGUACCUUCAAAGUUGCUUACGAAACGGCUGAAGGACCUCGUAAAGGAAGUCGAUAUAUUCGUUUUCGAGACACACUUCUACCACAGCCGCGGUUACUGCCAGAUGGAGCCGCCGUCGAGUUUUGAAGCGCCGAAAAAAGCGUUCACCGUUUCCAUGAGUACGGCCAUGUCAUGGAUGGAAGCCCUAAACCAGAGCCAUAGUAUUUGUCUUUCAGUGAACAUGGCUGUUUUGCAAUUCACGUCAACUAACGAUCGACCAUCGUGCGAACGCAGGAGCGACGUUGGCUACAGCGAGAUCUGUGACAGCAGAGAUUGGAAAAUUAUGGCUUCCAACUUCUCCAGCUCUAUGUCACGCCGCAAGGAGACCAUCUGGCAGUUCUACGAAGAACCUAAGCUCCUAAAGCACAAAGUUUCCAAAGUGAUAGCUCGUCAGCCCAUGGCAUGUGUGGUGGCGUUCAACAUCGACUACGAAGACUACAAACCGACCUGCGGAAGCACCAGCUUUCCCAGACUGGCUGCAAUAGAUGAAGCUUAUAACCAGGCAGACGGGAACGUGAGUGACGUGCGUGUUCUUCAGAACAGUCCCUAUAAUGAAAACGCCAUAAAGGACAUAUUCCGCAUGACAGGCUACCUGAACUCGAGAAGGCGGUGGCCUAUGGGCGUGAAGCAAAACUUUGCGCCUCCCAAGCCUAUUUCGCACGGAAGCAACGAGUCUCACUCGAGGUCCACGCACCGGCCAUUCGUCUGUGUGGUGAGCUCCUCUUGGUCGCAGCUGCACGCGCUGCCUCGUCGACAUUGCACCCACUACGUGUUCGACCCUGAAGACUGGGACCACACCGGUGCAACUUCAGCACUAAAUGUGUCAGACGUGAAAGAAUACGUGGGCUCCAGAAGUAAGUUUCUAUUUCGCCUACAUCCUUCGUUCGACGAAGACGAAGGCGCUUUUAAAGGGAUUGUGAAACGCCUCACCGUUAAUGGCUUUGACGGUGUGGCAAUUGUUGAACAAAAGUUUUUCUCGACGGAGUUGCCUGCCCUUACGAUAUUUGUGAAGCUUCUAAAAAGAAGACUCCUUGCUCAGCACUCAAUUAUUCUCGGAGUAGAGGUUCAGGAUUACGACGAGGAUCCAACCCUUGUCCUAAAGCGCUUCACCUUACUUUUCACGCUUUCUGAAGUCGUCAUUCUUCAGACCCACUUCACGCGGUCGUGGUCGUUUUGCAAGACAGCGUACCCUUCAAUGUACACCGAUAGGGGCGAUGGUUGUAGUCAGAGCGUUCCUAUGAAAACCGCGCUAGGCUGGGCUCUUGCUGCGACAGAGGUGGUCCCAGUGUGCAUUUCGGUCACCAUGGCAACCCAUGGCUUCCGAGUCACCAGUCCAAGGCCCGUUGGAUCCUCGUGUCUCACGUCAACGGAGCAGCUUCCAGUGUGCGGCAAAGAGGGUUCGGAGACUCAGGAUGAUCGCCUUGGCGCGGCGUACCGCUACGUCGAUGAAGAGUGGCUUUCGUAUGAAACGGAACAUCUGUUGGCCACGAAGAUGCGGGCAGCCAGGACGCUACACCCAUCAUUCUGCGUAGCCGUGUUCAAUGUUGACUACGACGCGCCUGGAACGCAAUGUCCAAGAAAGCGGGCGAUGCCCUUUGUUCACCUGGACGCCAUCGCUGAGGGAGCAGGUUACAAGAAAAGUAAAGGCGACGAGAAGAGAGCACCCGAUAGCAAGUACAUCGACGUGGACUAUGGCAACGAACCUCCGACGCUCGUCUGCGUCGUAUCCGAUGACAAUAACCACGACGUGCCGCACCUACCGGAAGGAGGAUGCGACUACUUCGUCUACCAGAGCGUCGUCUACAAGGACGAUACAUUCGUGCCUCGCUCCAAGAAGACGGAGUUCUUCAAGCGCUUCGCGUCUGCGAAGUUGCGGAACGAGGCAGCAAAGUACCUGGUUGCCCUGGACGCUGGGGAGUUCAUGCAGCGCUAUGCGAGCGGCGUUCAAGAAGACGACUGGUUCGCGCGCUUCGUGGGUCAGCUGGUGAUUUUCCUGGGGGAGCACUCAAUGGAUGGCGUGGCCGUGGUCGAGCUGCCUCUCACCUUGGCCGAGCUGGAUCGAGUGGCGCCGUCGCUGGCGGCCGUGCGCCGCUACACGGCCCACUUCGGCUACCUGUAUUUGCUGGGCGUGACCCUGCGGGAUUCCGGAAACGCCAGCAUCCCUGCCGCGCUGCCACGGAUCUCCGCACUGUCCAGGUUGGCCGAUGUACUGGUUCUCGAGAGUCACCUGGUUGCAGGAGCGGCACCCGGCGCCCCUCAAGCGAGCGGUGUCAAGAACGGCAGCUGCACCGUCCGCUUUCCCAGUUCAGCGCACGGAUCCACACUGGGUGGCGGGCCCGGCAUGUCGCUGGACGAGGCUGGUCGCAUUCUGCGCCGACUCGAGCGUUAUUAUUCCGCUAAGGAAGAAGGGGAGCACGGAGAAAGCGAGGCGCUUCUUUGUUUCUCGCUCAGCCUGGCCGCCUUCCGGUUUCGCAUGGACAACGACACCAAGGGCGGACCUGGUCAUUCCUGCACUGGCGUCGACAUGCUGCCAUUCCGUGAGACCUGUAUGUCUCCCAAGAAUAAGAGCUGGUCCGAAGAAAUUGUCUCUCAGACUGCGCGCUCGUCUUAUCGUGUGGCUCCAGGCGAAGUUAUCACCUUUGACUCGGUCAACGACAUCGAACACAAACUGCUAUCCACCGUGCAUGGACUCACUUGCGGAGCCGUGUACGCCGUCAACUUUGACGAGUUGGAGUCCGCGUGUUCAGCUUCGGCUGGGACCAAGCCAUUCCCCCGCCUACAAGCCGUGAUCAACAGCAUUGCCGUCGCGUCCACAGCCGAAGAGGAGGAGUUUGGUGACUCGGCAACGCUGUCAGUUUCGCCUGUGAAGACGACAGACGACCCAAGCCGCUUGGGUCGACAGACGACCCAAGCGGCAAAUACGACCGGAGAAGGGACGACAGCCAGUGCCGCGGCGCUGAAAUCUGCAAAUGAGGGCGAGAAGAGGCUGAUCUGCACGGUGGCCAACGUGACGGACGAGUUUCUGCAGUCCGACGUCUGGAAAGCCUGCAGCCACCUUGUGUUUAUGAGCCUCAGCUACGACCGCAACUCGUCUGGCCUGUUUUCUAAAGAUGAGGAGAGCCUCAAGGCUUUUCUCGCACUGAGGAACGAGUCGAAGGUGAAGCUUGCCGUGGAGCUGGACACUGCGGAGUUCCUGGAAUCCCAGGUGAAUGCCGAGACGGAGCAAUUUCCAGUGGCGACGCUCUUCUGGAUGCACAAUCACGGCCUGGAGAGGCUGGCGCUGUUCUUUAGAAACUCGGACUACACUGAGGCGCACCAGAAACGACUCAUAUCGCUGAUCAAGAUGAUCCGCACAAGUCUGCGGACGGUGUUGACAGAUCAGAUUAAAGAGAUCAUCGUAGCCGUGCCGCUACAAAGGAACGUUCCUGUCACAGAGCUGCUACAAUACGCCGAUACCAUCAUCUACAUCGCACACCAUUCAGUUCCAAGCGAGAAUUGCGUGGUCGUUUUCCCAUCUACGUUCGGAGCUAAUUACAGCUUCUCCGAUAUGGAACGGGCUGACCUGUUGCCCUCUGGUGUCACGGGCGCCGUCAGAACGAAGCGCUUCUGCGUCUCCGUCAGCAUGGCCGUGCUUCGCUUUCUUCUCAGUGAACACAUCUCCAGCGUGGCUAACAGCACGUGCAUUGGCGAGAGCUGGGUCUCCUACGACCAGAUCUGUCUUGAAGGGGAAGCGACAGCGACGUACAACGCAGACACUAUGGCCGUUCUAAAGCAAGACGACGGCUACGCUUUUACAUUUGAAAGCGAAGAAUCCCUCCACCUUAAGGCCCGGCAUAUCGUGGACCUACUCGGAGCCAAAGCCUGCGUGGCUGCGUUCCACGUGGAGUACGAUGCAGGUCGCAACGCAUGUGCUUCCCUGAAGCAUUCCAACUCCCGUCUGGUCGAGUUGGCUUCGGCAUUACACGAUAAAGAACACAAGGUCACUACUGCAAAGCUGUCACCGAAAGGUUCGAUACAUCCGCACCGCGAAGGACGCAUGGGCCAGGCUCCUCUGCAUGGCGGAUUUCUGAUCUGCAUCUUGUCUGAGAAGCCUCCGAGCCCUAUUCAGCUUCCGCAACGAGCUUGCAGCCUCACGGUAUACCAGCAUGUCUUUUACGACAGGACUACUGACCGCGUCUUGCCCAGGGAUGGCGCCUCGUUUCGCGACUUCGUGGAGCUGAGCAAGCGCGACGUCAGUUCUCGUCUGGCGGGCGCGUUCGACGACGUGGGCUUCACGGUUCCGUGGGCGAAAGACCACCUCUACCCGGGCCGCUUCGCCCGUUCGGUGGCAUCGUGGUGUCGCGACCAUGCGCUGCACGCCGUCGCUUUCCUGCCACUCAACUUCAGCGCCCUUCAACGCGCCGAGGCGUCCAUCCGGGCACUGAAUAAUAUGAGCACUGUAAGACCUCUGGUCGUCUUGGGAAUGCCCCGAACCGACGACCAACCUAUCCUAAAUCGGUUUGCGCCACACGUGGACGUAAUCGUGUUUAUUACCCACUACAUCGGUCCUUCCAAGCCGUGCCGUGUCACCUUUCCGUCAAGCCGCAUGAAGAUGAUCGACAGCUCCAUCUUCUUGAGGCAGAUAGCGGAGCUGACCAACCAGUUGGUGCGCAUUCACCGCCACCUAGCCGGCGUGUGCGUGGCGGCUAAUCUGGCGGUGCUCAAGUUCUCGCUCCUUCCAAGGCAGUCGGACCUGGACGACGAGAGCUGCAUCGACGAGGAGCGAGUCAACUACGCGCAGGUGUGCAGUUGGGAGGGAAACGUCGAGUACGAUACUGUGUCGUCCGCCGUGCUUUCGAGGAAACACGGUGACGUGCUGACCUACGAGAAUGAGUACAGCCUCGAGACAAAGGCCCGGUCCUACAUGUCUUACACACCGCUAGGCUGCGUAGCAGCCUUCAACGCUGAUUACGAGGACCCGCGAGGAACAUGCCGACAGCCCUUCUCGCGCUUGGGAGCGCUUGACAACGUGCUCGGCAAAAGGAACCGUUCGCGAGCAGCGGAGCCUGGAACGUCGCGCAGAGGCAGACUCAUUUGCGUCCCUUCGUCGACUCACCGCGCCAGUGUCGACUUUCCGUUCUCACAGUGCGACAUCUUCGUGGACGGCGAAGUGGAGUACCUCUACAACAACAUCAUCAAGAGCAGCAGCUACAAAGCGAACCUACAAGGUCGGCUGCUGGAUGCGAAGCUCAACUGGACGUGCUUUGUGGUAUCCAUCGAUGCUGGCAAAGUACUGGACGAUCUCGCGGACAGCCCAGCGGCGAGGGCGAAAAUAAUUUCGUUCAUCACAAACUGGCUCUCCAGCGAAGGCCUUUGCGGACUGGCGGUGAAAGAAACGGCGAGGACGCAGCCCGUGCGUGGUCUCGCCAAGUUUCUCCAAGAGCUCUCCGAUGAGUUUAGCGAACGAAAUCCCAAACCGGUUCUCAUUCUGCUUGUCUCCGCAUUUGAGCAUGAGGGCCGGCUCAAGGAACUUGGAAAAUACCCCGACUUUCUGGUCCUCACGAACGAAGUGCCGAACGAGUCCAAAGACUGCAAGCUUCAUGGCACAAUGACCGCGGCAACGGACGUGGCGCUGAAGCUUUCGAUGGGCCGCCUGUUGGAGCUGUCCGACACCCUGGGUACCAAGGGCGGCGUGUGCUUCUCGACGACGCUGGCUGUGUAUCGGUACCGGCUGCACCAGGGACUGCACGGUGCCGGAGAGAGCUGCCGGCGCAUGGCCGAGACCACCUUCGGCGAGGCUUGUCCUCCAGAAGAAUCUGCUCGCUUGGUCGAGGUGUCCUCCAUGACCUCCUACACAUACAACAAGUCCCACUUGCUCGCAUUUGAAGAUGAACGGAGCCUCCGCAUCAAGACGGACACGUUCUUGAGCCGCUAUCAGCGCGGCUGCGUGGCGGUGUUCGGCGCUGACAUGGACACUGCAGCGAGCGGCUGCAACGACACUCGGAACUUCGCGCGCCUCAAAACGCUUCGCUCCCUCCUGGAAUGGACAGCAAUGCCCGAGCUCUCUUCGCUUCAGCCGUAACUGAUGAAACAAGAGAACGCAGCACUAAAAAGAAAAUGUAAAUAAUAAUAAAGGCGCUGCCUUGCAGAAGUGUUACCAA